AUGUUUAGGUCAUCAAAAGUUUAAUUUUGUUCGGUUCACAAAUCUUAAAUUUGUUUAGGAUUCUGUGUUUCAAAUAAAUGCACUUCAAAUUCUAUCUAUUGUUAAAAAUGUUUAGAAGAGAAUCAUACAGAUCACUUAGAUAGCUGCAAAGAGUUUGAGUAAAUAAAAACAGAUUUAUUUAAUUCCAUAAGAGAAAAACAGGAUCAUUUAAAGAAACUCAAAGAAAAAUACCUUCAAUUAAAUGAAUUAAGUUAAUAUUAAAUUAAUUCUUAUGAAAAGUAAAUAGAUGAUAUAAGAAAUAUGUAAAAAAAGUUUGUAACUAAAUAAUAUAAUACUGUGUCAAUUUAAUAAAUCAAUAUUUUAAAAAAUUAAAUCUCCUUAGAAACUUAAAUAGAGGAUUGUAAUUUUUAAUAAUAUAUUUAGUAAAUCAGCUAAAUUAAAUUGAACAAUAAAUUAAAUCUUUAGAACUUUUAAAAAAGGAUUUCUUAGCAAACUAAAAAAAGAAAUUUUCAAGUAUUCUUAACUAUAUUUAUUAUAGGUAUGAUUAUCAAAUGUCUUUCUAAAGGAAGUUCAUAUGCCAUGAUGUUUGCUAAUAUAUUAUUGUUUCUUAUGUAUAUUUACAUCUUUAUGAUUGGAGUAUGCAUUUUAUUUCUAAUACAUAUGGAUUAGUAAGAUAAUUUAGUUAUUUAGUUAUGAUGACACUAAGGAAAGAGACAGGUAUUUCAGUAUCAGCCAAUCACAGUAUUUUAAUUAAGGUAAUAAUUAAAAUAAUUAAGCUAAUGCUUUAUAUUAGAUGUAGAAUUAUAAGGAAGCUAUUGAUUAUUAUAAUAAAGUUAUUAAUAUACCAAAAGAUCAUGCAUUUGCUUACUUUAAUAAAGGUAUUGGAUAUGUUUAUUUAAGGAAUCGCUCUAUAAAAAUUAUCAAAUUUUAAAGAUGCACUCAUAAAUUAUAACAAAGCUUUAAAUAUAACUUCACAAAUUGAUGAAAUAUAUAUAUAUAAAGGUAAUUAAUUGAUCUUAAAAUUAAGGUUAUGCUCUAAAUUAAUUGAAACGUCUUGAAGAAGCUAUAGAAUGUUAUGAUAGGGCAAUAGAAAUCAAUGUUAAUAAUGAUGAGGCAUACUACAAUAAAGGUAAUCAAAUUAAUAUUAUUAUGAAAAUUUUAGGAAGAGCCUUAGAUUAGCUUGGACGUCAUUUUGAAGCUGUAGAAUCAUAUGAUAAAGCAAUCAAUAUCAAGUCUAAUAAUUAACAUUACUUUAAUAGUAGAGGUUAUUAUUAAUGUAUUAAGAAUUUUAGGAUUAGCUUUACAUAAUCUUAAAUAAUUUGAAUAAGCUAUAAAAUCUUAUGACUUGGCUCUUCUAAAUUCAAUAAAUCAUGAAAUAUUAGAAAAUAAAGGUAUCGAUUCCUAAAAUUUUUAGCUAAUGCAUUAUUGAAUUUAGAGAAGCUUGAUAAAGCCCAAGAAUUUCAUGAAUGA
Paramecium pentaurelia is the source of this 1470-nucleotide messenger RNA. NCBI's taxonomy places the organism in Eukaryota, Ciliophora, Oligohymenophorea, Peniculida, Parameciidae. The record is from the annotation of a GenBank genome assembly.